AUGUUCAAUAACAUCCACAGAGUCAGUACAGUGGUCAGUGGAUAUGCUUGGACAUUGAUUCUGUUAUUUUCUUCAUGGGACGUGUCUUCCGGUCAGAUUGUAUACUCCGUCGCGGAGGAGGUGAGCAUAGGAACUGUUGUUGGAAAUAUAGCAAAGGACUUGAAUAUCAAGGCACAAGAAUUUGAGAACCGAGUGUUUCAAUUGGUAUCCGGAUCUAACAAGAAGUAUUUCCAGAUAAAUGUAAAAAACGGAGAGUUGUUUGUCGUUGAUAGACUCGACAGAGAGGAGAUUUGUGGAAGGAAUACGAAGUGCUCUUUAAAAAUAGAAGCCGUGGCUCAAAAUCCUCACAGUCUGUACAGAAUUCAAAUAAACAUUUUGGAUGUAAAUGAUAACGCACCUACUUUUCCUGUCACUUCGCUUACCUUGAACAUCACCGAAAACGCUAAUCAAGGUGAAAGAUUCAGCCUUCCUAUUGCAGAGGACCCCGACACAGGAAGUAAUUUUCUUAAAGGCUACAGGCUGAGUCCCAAUGAAUAUUUCUCCUUGGAUACACAGAGUGAGGGGGGUCAUAGUCUAUCUGCCGAGUUAGUGUUACAGAAAGCUUUAGAUCGCGAAAGACAGCCAAUUAUAAAUCUUGUUUUAAGUGCGACGGAUGGGGGAAAGCCUCCUAAAUCUGGGAGUUUAGAUAUUCAAAUCGAUGUUUUGGAUAUUAAUGACAACUAUCCUGUUUUCAGUAAAACUCUUUACAAAGUGCAAAUACCUGAAAAUGUUUCUUUUGGAACAAAGAUAAUUUCCGUUACCGCAACAGAUGCAGAUGCAGGUGUAAACAGCGAUAUUAUGUAUUCAUUUGCUGGACAUGGAAAUUCGCAGAUUUAUGAUUUAUUCUCUAUAAAUCCUGACACAGGCGAAAUUCAGAUAAAUGGCCAGCUUGAUUUCGAGGAAAAUCCUGCAAUAGAAUUGCGUGUGGCGGCAAAAGAUAAAGGUUCCUCACCAAGGACUACGCAGUGUAAAGUUUUAGUGGAAGUUAUAGAUGUGAAUGAUAAUGUGCCUGAAAUAACAGUGACGCCUCUAUUGCAAAUGGUGAAAGAAGAUAUAAAGAUCGGGACAGCUGUCGCUUUAGUUGCAGUCUCUGAUAAAGAUGGAGGUAAAAAUGGAGAGAUUAAGUGCAUCAUUAAAGGCGACGUUCCUUUCAAAAUUGAGACUAAUUACGAAAAUUCAUAUUCUUUAGUUGUAGAUGGACCUUUAGACAGAGAGAAACACUCCCAAUACGAUCUCACUAUUGUAGCCACAGAUGGUGGCACCCCGCCUCUCUCUAGUACUAGUGAUUACACUAUUUAUGUGUCUGAUGUUAAUGACAACGCACCUCGAUUCCCGCAACCUCUAAUAACGGUUUAUAUAAAUGAAAACAGGCCAGUGGGGAGUCUUAUCACAGCAGUAACAGCUUCUGAUCCAGAUCUCGAUGAAAAUGCAAAGGUGUCUUAUUCUUUGGUUGACAGUAAAAGUAGUGAUACUCCUGUAUCCUCAUUUAUCAGCCUCAAUUCUCUCAGUGGUGAAAUAUUCAGCUUACAGUCAUUUAACUACGAGGAAAUGAAAAAGUUCACAUUCCAAGUACAGGCUACAGACUCUGGUGCCCCUGCAUUAAGUGACACUGUCACCGUGCAUGUUCUCAUCUUGGAUGAAAAUGACAACAGCCCUGUUAUUCUCCCGCCGUAUUCUGACCAAGGCUCCGUGAACUCUGAGAACAUCCCCUACUCUGCUGAAGCGGGCUACUUUGUGGCCAAGAUCAGGGCUGUGGACGCGGACUCUGGCUACAACGCACUGCUCUCUUAUCACAUCUCUGAACCCAAAGGCACGAACCUGUUCCGAAUUGGAACUAGCUCUGGAGAAAUACGAACUAAGAGACGAAUGAGUGACAGUGACUUCAAAACACACCCAUUAGUGAUAAUGGUGUCUGAUCACGGGGACCCCCCUCUCUCAGCUACGGUGUCUAUGGAAGUUGUGAUUGUGGAAAGUACAAGUGACACACAGACACCUUUUAAAGAGAAUCUACUCAAAGACGACAAUUUGUCUGAUCUAAAUAUGUACUUGCUCUUGGCCAUUGCGUCAGUAUCGGCCAUAUUCCUCAUCAGUCUCAUCACUUUAAUAGCAGUGAAAUGCCACAGGACUGAUGGUAUUUUCAGCAGCUGCAGCGCCCCCAUGAUCACCACUCACCCAGACGGGAGCUGGUCUUACUCUAAAACUACUCAGCAGUAUGACGUGUGUUUUAGCUCAGACACACUCAAGAGUGACGUGGUGGUUUUCCCAUCACCGUUUCCGCCCGCAGACGCGGAGCUCAUCAGCAUUGAUGGAGACACUUGUAAACGGACACAGACUCUUCCCAGUACUACAAAGGUAAAGUGCUGUUUACUAUUACACAACUAA
Sardina pilchardus (European sardine) is the source of this 2421-nucleotide messenger RNA. Its product is annotated as protocadherin alpha-2-like. Gene Ontology annotation, cellular component: plasma membrane. Lineage: Eukaryota; Metazoa; Chordata; Actinopteri; Clupeiformes; Clupeidae. The coding region runs from base 1 to 2421 and encodes 806 amino acids. The record is from RefSeq and is a predicted model, not a curated record. The transcript is spliced from 2 exons. Gene Ontology annotation, molecular function: calcium ion binding. Gene Ontology annotation, biological process: homophilic cell-cell adhesion.